Messenger RNA from Pseudozyma flocculosa PF-1, 1356 nucleotides. RefSeq lists its product as uncharacterized. Lineage: Eukaryota; Fungi; Basidiomycota; Ustilaginomycetes; Ustilaginales; Ustilaginaceae. Gene Ontology annotation, molecular function: serine-tRNA ligase activity; tRNA binding; ATP binding. Gene Ontology annotation, biological process: seryl-tRNA aminoacylation. The record is from RefSeq and is a predicted model, not a curated record. The coding region runs from base 1 to 1356 and encodes 451 amino acids. Gene Ontology annotation, cellular component: cytosol. The transcript is spliced from 2 exons.
AUGAUCGACCUCCUCAUGCUCCAGCCCGACAAGGGCGGCGACCCGCAGGUGGUCAAGGACUCGCAGCGCAAGCGAGGAGCGCCCGAGGAGCUCGUCGACCAGGUCCUCGACAUGUACAAGCACUGGGUCUCGCUCCAAAAGGAGAUUGACGCCGUCCGAAGAGAGGUCAACACCACCCAGGCCGAGAUCACAAAGAAGCGAAAGGCAAAGGAGAAUGCCGACGAGGAGAUGGCCAGGAAAAAGGAGCUCGACGCAAAGGUCGCAGAGCUCAAGCCCACCGUCGCCCAGGCAGAGGCCGACAUGAGGCACAAGGCCUCGACCAUUGGCAACAUCGUCGGCGACCGCGUCCCCAUCUCCCAGACCGAGGAUGACAACGCCGUCAUCCGCACCUGGCACCCGGACGGCCCCAACGCAAAGGUCGAGAAAAAGACCGACAUCCUCUCCCACCACGAGGUCAUGUACCGCCUCGAGCUCUUUGACACCGAGCGCGGCACAAAGAUUGCCGGCCACCGCGGCUUCUUCCUCACCGGCGACGGCGUCGACCUCAACCAGGCCCUCAUCAACUACGGCCUCGACUUCCUCCGCAAGAAGAGCUACAAAAAGAUCAUGACGCCCUUUAUGAUGCGCAAGGACGCCAUGAGCAAGACGGCGCAGCUCGACCAGUUUGACGAGGAACUCUACCACGUCACGGGCGACGAGGACGACAAGUACCUCAUUGCCACGUCCGAGCAGCCCAUCUCGGCGUACCACUCGGACGAGGUCUUCACCGAGCCCGCCAAGCAGCUGCCCAUCCGCUACGCCGGCUACUCGACCUGCUUCCGCAAGGAGGCCGGCUCGCACGGCAAGGACACCUGGGGCAUCUUCCGUGUCCACCAGUUUGAAAAGGUCGAGCAGUUCUGCAUCACCGACCCGGCCUCGUCGUGGGACAUGCUCGAGGCCAUGCUGGCCAACUCGGAGGAGUUCUACCAGUCGCUCGGCCUCGCCUACCAGGUCGUCGCCAUCGUCUCGGGCGCGCUCAACAACGCCGCCGCCAUGAAGUACGACCUCGAGGCGUGGUUCCCCUUCCAGGGCGAGUUCAAGGAGCUCGUCUCGUGCUCCAACUGCACAGACUACCAGUCGCGCCGCCUCGACGUGCGCUGCGGCUUCAAGAAGCCCGGCGACUCGAAGCAGACCUUUGUCCACAUGCUCAACGGCACCCUCUGCGCCACCGAGCGAGCCCUCUGCUGCCUCGUCGAAAACUGGCAGACGCCCGAGGGCCUCCGGAUCCCCCCGCCCCUCCAGCCCUACAUGCAGGGCCGCGACUUCCUCCCUUUCACCCGCGAGCUCCCCAAGAGCGCCGCCAAGGGCAAGAAGUAG